AUGUCAGUCUUCGAGAUCUCCGUCACCCUUUCAGUCUCGUUUCACGAAGCAAUCAUUAUGCUAUUGUCGCGGAUACCAUCUCCACAAGCCAAAGUUGGCGGGCUGCCACCUCCUCCUGGUACCACAGUGGAUUCGGACCAUCCAGACACGAAUUUGUACAAAUACAACAUUGCUUGCCAAGUUCUCUGUUAUUGCAUUGUGGGGCCAAGCGUGCUGGCAAGGAUCUACACCAAAAUCUUUAUAAAACGAAAAGUCGGGUCCGAAGAUUGUAACCUCUAUCGUGGCGGUUCUCAUCAACGGGACGUUCCUAUGAGCUAUGUUGCACCUUUUCUUCGCCUUCAGUACUUUUCACAGCUCGUAUACUAUGGCGCCGCUUUCUUCACCAAGACUUCAAUCCUCUGCUUGAUUGCACGAAUCUUUGCCCCGCAUCACAGAGCCGUCUUCUUCACACGGGUGAUCAUAGUUCUCAUGGCUCUUUAUUACAUGCCAGCUUUCUUCAUCAAGGUCUUCAGGUGUGAUCCGAUCCACAAAGUCUGGGAUACCAUGGUACUAGGGAAAUGCAUCGCCAGCGAGCCGACCAUCUUUGUCGCGGAUUGCACCACCAGCCUUGUUUCCGAUCUAGCUAUCUUACUACUACCGAUGCCAUUAGUGUGGCAGUUGAGGACUUCGUUGAGACGCAAGCUACGUAUCAUGGUGGUCUUUGCUGGCGGCACAUUAGCUUGUGCGGCAAACGUAGCUCGCACCAUACAGACCUAUACGUUGGACUCUGAAGAUGCUACUUAUUCGAUCGAGGUGAUCAUGCUUUGGGCCAUUGCAGAGGUAAAUAUCGGGCUCAUCUGCAGCUGUUUACCCAUACUUCCCGCUUUCUACCAACAUAUGCUCAGACCGACGAGCGAGUCAAGCUCCAACAUUUCCAGCUACCAUCGAUUGAAAGCGCUGAAGACAGUUGCCUCUGGUGCUGAACGAACCAAUUUGAGCCACGAGGAAGAGGCGCCGAAUGAAGCAGCGGCUCGUAAAGAGCUUCCAGGGGGGAGCCAUGUUACGGGGGGGCUUUCUUUUUCUGUUCAGGGUGGGUCCGAUCCGGUUGAGGAAAAGGGGACUUGUUGGAAUGGUGGUGGCAUCCUGAAGACCGUGAAUGUAGAGCAGAGUGGAGUUUCAGAAGAAGGAAAAGACGUCCAGGCCAUCCUUGGGAUUGUGAGACGCUCUCCUCAGGAAAGCAUAGACGAUCCUGCAUAA
Molecule: messenger RNA, 1236 nt
Organism: Letharia columbiana
Lineage: Eukaryota; Fungi; Ascomycota; Lecanoromycetes; Lecanorales; Parmeliaceae
Exons: 6
Coding region: 1-1236 (411 amino acids)
Source: RefSeq, a predicted model, not a curated record